Messenger RNA from Brassica oleracea var. oleracea, 2307 nucleotides. RefSeq lists its product as uncharacterized. The transcript has a single exon. Lineage: Eukaryota; Viridiplantae; Streptophyta; Magnoliopsida; Brassicales; Brassicaceae. The record is from RefSeq and is a predicted model, not a curated record. The coding region runs from base 1 to 2307 and encodes 768 amino acids. Gene Ontology annotation, molecular function: nucleic acid binding; RNA-DNA hybrid ribonuclease activity.
AUGAGUAAAGCUUAUGAUCGGUUAGAGUGGAAUUUCAUCGAGACGGUGCUACUAAGAUUCGGGUUUGUGUCUCAUCUGGUCGCCUUAAUCAUGCAAUGCGUUACAUCAGUGACAUACUCCUUCCUUGUUAACGACUCUGUUCAUGGAAGAGUGAUACCGUCAAGAGGCAUUCGACAAGGCGACCCGCUAUCCCCGUAUCUCUUCAUUCUUUGUGGAGAGAUCCUUUCCGGUUUGUGCAAACGAGCUCAAAGAAGCGGUCAUCUAGCCGGCCUCAGAGUUGCUAUACCAGCCCCCCGACUGAAUCAUCUCUUGUUUGCGGAUGAUACCAUGUUCUUCCUCAAUACAGAUGAAGAGAGCUGCUCGGCACUGAUGCAUAUCCUUGAACAAUACAAGAUGGCGUCGGGCCAAUUGAUCAAUGCUACGAAAUCCUCCAUCACCUUCUCAGCCAAGACCCCGCAGGUAAUACGGCAACGUGUUAAAAUACACCUCGGGAUUGAAAAGGAAGGAGGAACGGGCAAGUAUUUGGGUCUCCCGGAACACUUCGGUCGGCGAAAAAGGGACCUUUUUACCGGAAUUGUCGACCGUAUCAGAAGCAAAGCGGCUUCCUGGGCUACACGUCGCCUAUCAAGCGCUGGCAAACUGGUUAUGUUGAAUUCUGUACUUACAGCGGUUACUUCUUUCUAUAUGACGUGCUUCCUCCUUCCUAUGAGUUUAUGCGAUCGAAUCCAAUCCGCUCUAACGAGAUUUUGGUGGGAUUCGUCACCGGAGGAGAAAAAAAUGUGCUGGGUGGCUUGGGAGAAGCUUAUCAAGCCUAAAGCUCACGGAGGGUUAGGUAUUAGAGAUAUUCAGGCCUUCAACAAGGCACUGCUGGCCAAACAAGCUUGGCGGAUCAUCACAAAACCCGACUGCCUGCUGUCCCGCAUACUAAGAGGCAAAUACUGUACUAAGGCUUCUUUCCUCCAGGUUUCUGAAACAAAGACAAUGUCGCACGGAUGGAGGAGCAUCAUUGCGGGUAGAGAUCUAUUGGUUACCCGACUGGGUAAGGUCAUAGGGAAUGGGGAAGGAACACGGGUCUGGAAGGACCCUUGGCUAAGACUUGAUCACCCUACUGUCCCGUUUGGACCAGUAAAAGAAAGCGACCAAGAUUUGUUUGUAUCUGAUCUCAUCUGCAGAGGAAGUGGAGAAUGGAAUAUCAACCAAAUAACAAGCAUUAUGCCACAUCUUCUUCCUGAGAUCCUCUGUAUCAGACCAAGUAUUACGGGAGCACCUGAUACUUAUGCGUGGCUAGCUUCAAAGACAGGAGUAUACUCGGUUAAGUCUGGGUACUUCGUAGCAGCCUCUAUGAUCCAUGUUGAGGACAACGAAGCCACUGAAGCUCAACAAACUACGGAGCAAGCGUUAAACAAAGGCAUCUGGAUCUGCAAGACCUCCCCAAAGCUUCAUCUAUUCUUAUGGAAGAUAUUCCAUGGAGCCCUGCCGCUGGGAGAAAAUCUAGCAAAACGGGGAAUGCUUACCAACAUUUCUUGUAGACGCUGUGGUGAACUAGAGACGGCGGAUCACAUCUUCCUCCACUGUGCGUUCACACGUCGAAUCUGGUCAGCAAGUAUCUGGAGAAACGAGUUCAUACUGACAGAUACAUCUACUCUUGCAACAAUUUUUCUGGAGUCAGCGAACUACAUCAACCUUCCGCCAUUAGGAAUCAAAGAAACGAUCUUCCCAUGGAUUUGCUGGGCAAUUUGGACAGCAAGGAACUACCUUAUCUUCGAGAACAGGAAUUUUGAACCUACUGAUAUUCUCUCCAAAGCCAUUGCUAACGCCCGGGAAUGGAAUGCAUCGCAACUACCAGGCCUUGAUCCUCCUAUCGCACGGAAUCCUCGAUUACCACCGACACUCACGAUCACCACUGAACCGGCCUGCUUCACUGACGCAGCCUGGCACUCGUCCACGAACAGAGCAGGGUGUGGCUGGUAUAUCCUAACACCUGAGAAGACUAUCACUCUACAAGGCACCCGUAUGUUUGAACACAUCUCAUCACCUCUGAUGGCUGAAGCACUCGCCAUCCGGUCAGCCCUCCUCCACGCCCUCGACGCUGGAAUCACUUUAAUCUGCAUCAAGUCAGACUGUCAGGCACUCAUCAAUGCCCUCUCCUCGAAGUAUCACUCGGCGGAUAUCUACGGAAUCAUUCGGGACAUCGAGGCUCUAUCUUAUCGUUUUUCUCGCAUUUCUUUUAGUUUCAUUCCGCGAUCACAAAACUCUAUGGCUGAUACUUUAGCCAAAUCUGCUAUGUACUCUGCUUUCCCCAACUAG